CGACGCACACAUGCCGCGCUAGGUGAUGACGAGCUUGCCUCAGAGGGGUGCAGCACCGCCGUCCGAUUCGCCAUCGCUCUCACCCUCGUCGCACUCCGGAGACGCCGCCGCGGCCUCCUCCUCCUCUCCCGCCCCGGAGCAGAACAGCGGCCCGAAGCAGUGCAAGGCCUCCCUCCUCUCCAGCGUCCUCGCCGUCUUCGACCCGGACCAGGGCUCCUCCUCCUCGCCGUCAUCCGCCUCGUCGUCUGCCGGGAGCAGGCUGCCGGCCCACGCCUCCGUGUCCCAUGCUUGGUCCAGGGUUCUGAGGAGGAUCGUGGGCGACGGAUCCAUGUGGCGUCUCCUCGGCUGCGCCAGGGCACUCACCGAUGCAGAUGUGUGGUUCCUCGGGAAAUGCUACAAGCUGUCGUCGCCGCCUGAGGAGCCGUCGGGUGACUCCGACUCCGAGCACGCCAUGUUCCUGGAGGACUUCUCGUCGAGGAUAUGGAUCACCUACCGGAAAGGUUUUGAUGCCAUAUCCGAUCCCAAGUCCAAGCUCACGACCGAUGUCAACUGGGGCUGCAUGGUCAGAAGCAGCCAGAUGCUGGUUGCGCAGGCACUGAUUUUUCACCAUCUUGGGAGGUCCUGGAGAAAGCCUUCACAGAAUCCAUGUAACCCAGAAUAUAUAAGGAUCCUGCACCUGUUCGGCGACUCUGAGGCUUGUGCUUUCUCCAUUCACAAUUUACUUGAAGCUGGUAAAAGUUACGGUCUGGCUGCUGGAUCGUGGGUGGGCCCAUAUGCUAUGUGCCGGGCAUGGCAAACCCUUGUCCGCACAAGCAGAGAGCGGCCUGAAGCUGUAGAUAGGAAUGAAAAUUUCCCUAUGGCGCUCUAUGUGGUUUCGGGCGAUGAAGACGGUGAAAGAGGUGGAGCUCCAGUUGUUUGCAUUGAUGCUGCGGCUCAGCUUUGCUACGAUUUCAACAAAGAUCAAUCAACGUGGUCACCUAUUCUUUUGUUGGUUCCUCUGGUUCUUGGCCUUGACAAGAUUAAUCCAAGGUACAUCCCGCUACUAAAGGAGACAUUCACAUUUCCUCAAAGCUUGGGCAUCUUAGGUGGAAAACCUGGAGCAUCAACUUACAUUGCUGGGGUACAGGAUGACAGGGCACUCUACCUAGAUCCCCAUGAAACUCAGCUGGCAGUUAACAUAGCAUCUGAUAACCUGGAGGCAGACACCUCCUCAUACCACUGCAGUACCAUCCGAGAUAUGGCUCUAGACCUGCUAGAUCCAUCCCUGGCUAUUGGCUUUUACUGCCACGACAAAGAUGACUUCGACGAUUUCUGUUCUCGAGCUUCUGAGCUGGCGGAAAAGGCGAAUGGGGCGCCGCUCUUCACCGUCGUGCAGUCAGUUCAACCUUUAAAACAAAUGUAUGACCAACAUGACGGAUCAGGCUGUUCAGGGGGAGCCAUGGCUGACAACAUCGACGUGGAGGACCUCGAUGGCUCUGGCGAAACAGGAGAAGACGAGUGGCAGAUUCUCUAGAUGAAAGGGAAAUUUAACCUCAUGUUCAGUUAAACCUUCACAUCUCGCACCACACAUCGGGUUGAUUUCCCUUUGUGUGAAGACUUCGAAAACCUCUUGUGAAUCUCUAGGGUUUGCAAUUCUGUGGAACACGUUGGUGCAUGGUGCCCUGCAACUUGUCCCAUAGAGCUGGGGAACCAGAAAGGUAGGAGCUGUUACACUGAUCAGUACAUGUUCAUCCUGUGGGAAAUCCCUCUGUAUCAUACAAGCUAUUGUUGGUGACUAUAAAAUGUAUAUUGAUUUAUGCUAUAGCAAACUGGCAGAUUAGCUUGGUACCCAUCCUGAAAACACAUGCAAUUUGGAAAUAUACCAUCUUGUGCUU
This is a messenger RNA of Lolium rigidum, 1874 nucleotides long. Its product is annotated as cysteine protease ATG4B-like. Gene Ontology annotation, molecular function: protein-phosphatidylethanolamide deconjugating activity. The record is from RefSeq and is a predicted model, not a curated record. NCBI's taxonomy places the organism in Eukaryota, Viridiplantae, Streptophyta, Magnoliopsida, Poales, Poaceae. The transcript is spliced from 8 exons. The coding region runs from base 26 to 1513 and encodes 495 amino acids.